Messenger RNA from Acanthocheilonema viteae, 1101 nucleotides. The record is from the annotation of a GenBank genome assembly. Lineage: Eukaryota; Metazoa; Nematoda; Chromadorea; Rhabditida; Onchocercidae.
AUGCAAGAGUUAUUACAAGCAUACGGUAUUGAACAACAUAUGAUGGCAUAUUUCAAUCGGGAAGAACCGAACAGAUUAUACGUGACUGCUUAUGGACAAUUGCAUUUCAUUGAUUUAUCCAUGAUUAAUGUAAUGAAUGGUGCUAUUGUACAGUGUGGAGUUGAAAUGUUACCUGUUGUUGAAAUAGAAGGCAAUACAGGAAAUGGAGUACAGAAUUUAGCUCUAAAAGCUUGUGAACUAGUUCGAAAUGAUCCAACUGUUCGGAGUGAUUUGGAAAAUGAAUUGAAUAAAGUGAUUCAACGAGUCUUAUCAAAACUUGCUGAGAAACGUAGCAAAAAUGAUGUUACCUUAGCGACUGAGUCAUUAAAGUGUACGAGCACUUCUAACUGGCAAAUGUUAACUGAUUCUGAACGUGAAGCAUUGCAGAGAGAGCGGCGUAAAAAGAAUGCAUACAAAACAUCACUUUGUAGAUCAUUUCGAGAAAAUAACAUAUGUCCAUAUGGUGAAGAGUGCGUUUUUGCUCAUGGAGAAAAAGAGCUUCGUCUUCCACCACAGGCUCAUCCAAAGUACAAGACUCAAUUAUGCAACAAAUUCUCAAUAUGGAAUUAUUGUCCAUAUGGUGCCCGAUGCCAAUAUAUACAUCAACGUAUAAAUGAAAUAUCAAGAAUGGAUGCAAAUUUAAAUGCUAAAGAAAAUUCAGAAGACAAUCUUGAGAAGAAUUUUUUACCUGUAACUUUACAGCAUCCUUCUAAGCGCCUCAUUCUAAGACGAGCCAAUAAAAGCACUGAAUGCAUCAGUUCACCGAUUGCACUUGGAAAUCAUUCAUCGUUUGUUGAGCGUGGAGGAUUUACCUCCUCUCUAACAAGUACCGAUUUUAACUGUGAUGAAAACCGAAAACAAUCUCUGGAGUCAUCCGAUUUAUUUGAUCCAGAUUAUCCUAACUACGACAAUAACGAAUUUCAUCUUAAUACAGAAGCAGUUACAAAUAAUAUUAUUCUAAAUCAACUUCAUGAACAUUUUAAUAACAUGAAGAUCGAGGAUAACAACAAUUUAUUUUCACGAUCUUGUUUCUCGCGAAUUGGAUCAGGUCAAGUUGAAUAA